This is a messenger RNA of Saccostrea echinata, 8090 nucleotides long. RefSeq names its product diacylglycerol kinase delta-like. Gene Ontology annotation, molecular function: ATP-dependent diacylglycerol kinase activity; protein binding. Gene Ontology annotation, biological process: intracellular signal transduction; lipid phosphorylation; diacylglycerol metabolic process. Lineage: Eukaryota; Metazoa; Mollusca; Bivalvia; Ostreida; Ostreidae. The record is from RefSeq and is a predicted model, not a curated record. The transcript is spliced from 34 exons. The coding region runs from base 57 to 3851 and encodes 1264 amino acids.
CUCCCUAGAGGAACAGCAUCGAACGCGACCCCUGGUGGCAAGUGUGGCAAAUAAAGAUGGCGGCUUGUGUGACAGAAGUUCCACGGAAAAAUGGAAAACAUGUGGAAAUUGCUAUUGCAGACGACUCUUCUGAGAGCGAGACAGAACCUGAACCGGCCAAGAGAUUUCACAGGCGUAUAUCAACCAACAGAGAGAUUAAAUCCUCCGCAUGCACCAAAGAAGGUCAUUUGAUGAAACAGACAAAUUUUCAGAGGUGGAAAAGAAGAUAUUUUAAAUUGAAAGGAAGAAAACUUUAUUAUGCCAAAGACACCAAGUCGGUGAUUUUUGAUGAAAUAGAACUCACAGAUCUCAGUGUAGCAGAAUGUAGCACCAAAAAUAUUAACCACAGUUUCCAGGUUAUAACACCAUUUAGGAACUUAGUCCUGUGUGCCGACAGUAGAAGAGAAAUGGAGGAGUGGAUCACAGCCCUUAAAACAGCCACUAAUAGGGAAUUCUAUGAUGGCAAUGCCAGUCAGAGAGAGAUGAUGUCUGGUCAGCAUAACUGGUAUGCCUGUUCCCAUGCUCGCCCUACAUACUGCAAUGUCUGCCGGGAAGCCUUGUCAGGGGUCACCUCUCAUGGCCUGUCUUGUGAGGUCUGCAAGUUCAAGGCUCACAAGAGGUGUGCUGUGAAGGCCCAGUCGAACUGUAAGUGGACGACCCUAGCUGCCAUCGGACGGGAGAUCCUAGAGGAUGAAGAUGGACUGAUCUCAAUGCCGCAUCAGUGGUUAGAAGGGAACCUCCCUGUUAGUGCUAAGUGUAACGUGUGUGAUAAAACCUGUGGCAGUGUGUUAAAACUACAGGACUGGAGAUGUCUGUGGUGUAAAGCUAUGGUACAUUCUAAUUGUAAAGACCAGAUGUCAUCAGUGUGUCCGCUGGGUCAGUGUAAACUGUCUAUCCUUCCCCCUACCGCCAUCAACAAUAUCGACUCGGACGGUUACUGGGAGGCCACACGCCCCCCUCGAACCAGUCCUCUUCUGGUGUUUGUCAACACAAAGUCUGGAGACAAUCAGGGAGUGAAAUUUUUACGUCGGUUUAAACAACUUUUAAACCCUGCUCAGGUUUUUGAUUUGAUGAAUGGUGGACCACAUCCAGGUCUGAGACUAUUCCAGAAGUUUGAUCAGUUUCGGAUCCUGGUGUGUGGGGGAGAUGGAAGUGUGGGCUGGGUUCUAUCAGAAAUCGACAAACUUGAUCUCCAUAAACAGUGUCAGAUGGGGGUACUGCCUUUUGGGACAGGGAAUGACCUGGCCCGGGUCCUAGGCUGGGGAUCGACCUUUGACGCUGACACACAGCUGCCUGUGAUACUAGAAAAAUUAGAACAUUCUCAGAUUAAAAUGUUAGAUAGAUGGAGUAUAUGGACCUAUGAGGGCACCAUGCCCCCUCCUCGAAAGCUCUCACAACAGUUUGAUCCAAUAUCUGUUUAUGAAGAUUCAGUGGCAAAUCAUCUCUCCAAAAUGCUACAUUCCGAGGACCACGCCGUUGUUAUUUCCUCAGCAAAGGUACUGUGUCAAACUGUGAAAGACUUUGUUGCCAAAGUUGGAGAGGCACAUGAAAAAGAGGGCCAGAAGGAUUCUGAUAUAGCUUUAAAGUGUAACGUGUUGAAUGAGAAGUUAGAGAGUUUACUGGUAACACUUAAUGAAGAGGCGGAAGCCUCCACACCAUCUCAGGAACCAACAAAAUCCCCUCCCCCUCCAGAUCAAGAUUCCAACAAUCAGGAUCGAGACACCGUCCCUGGGGUCAUCACCGCCCCCACCAAAACCAAAUCGGCCAUUUUCAAACCCAGAGAUGCCCUUAUGUCCAGAGCAAACAGUCUGAAAAAAGCAAUUCGCCAAAUCAUAGAACAUACUGAACGAGCUGUUGAUGAACAAAAUGCACAAACAGAGGAACAACUACAAAGACUGACUGAGUCAGGUUUGUAUAAAGCAGACAGUACUGAUAUACUGGAUGCCACAGAGUCCACCCCACGCCGCGGUCUGCAGGCAGACUUAGAAACUUCUAGAUCCGCUCCUACAUUUUCCAUAUUCACAUUGGAGGCAGCUCCCAAAACUCCCGUAUCAAAUCCAAGAAACCUUGUACACACAGAUCCUAACCUGAACGUGAAGGAUCUGGAUUCCGGAGCCUCCAGGAGAAUCAGUAGUAUGAGCAUGCUCAAUAAAACGGCCAGUGUAGGCUCCAUCCUUGGACACGAGAAAAGCCCGCUAAAGGAACAAAGUGCACCAUUGUUUGGUGUACCCUUCCACACCGUCUUACCAGGUUUAAACAGUAACAUUGCAGGGAAGUUAGCUGGAGGGAGUUUUAUAAGUAAGGUCCUGUUGGCCAAUGCGGACGCCCUCUGUGCAGCAGCAUCCCCACUUGUCGAAGAUGAUAUACCAGCAACUGAAUACACUGAGCGAUGUGUCAUGAACAACUAUUUUGGGAUUGGGUUAGAUGCCAAGAUCACUCUAGAUUUCCAGAACAAACGAGAUGAGCACCCAGAAAAAUGCCGGAGUCGAACAAAGAAUUUCAUGUGGUACGGUGUGUUAGGAGGUAAAGAGCUGGUUCAAAGGUCAUUUAAAAAUCUAGAUCAAAGAGUACAGUUAGAGUGUGACGGCCAGCGAAUUCCUCUCCCGAGCCUGCAGGGAAUUGUUAUCCUUAAUAUUCCAAGUUACAUGGGUGGCGCAAACUUUUGGGGAGGAAAAAAGGAGGAUGAUACAUUUCAAGCCCCCAGCUUUGAUGACAAAAUUCUAGAGGUUGUAGCUGUGUUUGGGAGUGUUCAGAUGGCCAUGUCUCGAGUGAUAGACAUACAGCAUCACAGGAUAGCGCAGUGUCGUCGUGUAAAAAUUACAAUUAUGGGAGAUGAAGCAGUGCCAGCUCAGGUAGAUGGUGAAGCCUGGAUGCAGCCCCCAGGAUAUAUCCAUAUUGUCCACAAAAACCGGGCUCAGAUGUUGACCAGAGAUAGGGUGUUUGAGAACACACUGAAGUCAUGGUCGGAGAAGCAGAAGGAGAUUGAGCGGUCAGUCAGUCCACAGCCCACGUCUCUCUCCGAGGAGGAAUCUCUAGUGUUACAGAACUUUGUGGAGGUCGCAUCAGCCCUCAUCAAGUGUGUGAAGAUAGCUUCCUUGAAGUAUAGUGCUGUAGAACAAGAGUUAUUCCCCCUUGCUACACAGGCAUCUGAAUACAUGGAUCGCUUGUUUCCAGCAGGAAAAUUAGCAGAGAUGGAGGCAGGAGAAAUGGAGUCGUAUCAGCCGACCUUGCGGAGUCAGGUGAUAGACUUUGUUCGCAGUGUCCAACACCUAAACCAUGACACCAGUAACUUCCUGACAGACAAGGCAGCUGUUGUGAGACUUGCACCUGAUAUAUCAGAACGUCUGAAUGCUGCACUGGCGCACCUCGAACUAGAAUUACAGAAGAUAUGCCAGGUCUGCGGAAUUAACUCGACAUUCCAGUAUGACCCCUCACAGAUUGCACAAUCACAAGAGGAGUUGAUUCCAUUAGAACAGAAGAGAAAGCCAGGAAAGUUACGCCAGGUGUACAGCAAGUUAAAGGGAAAGAGCAAAGAGAAACAAUACAUUCCACUUUCAUACAUUGUGUAUAACUGGACACCAGAAGAUGUAGGACAGUGGCUGGAAUCUCGCUCUCUGGCCGAGUAUAAAGAUUCCUUUAUUAGAAACGAGAUACGAGGCACAGAGUUACUCACCCUUGAUAAAGGAGAUCUUCAGGAUCUAGGAGUGACAAAGGUCGGACAUCUGAAAAGAAUUCAGCAGGGAAUCAAAGAACUUAACAAUCGUAUGACGGCUUACGAUAAAUCCCUGGUGUUUGAGAAGAAUUCCUCCUGACACCGUUACUAAUUAUAAAUAGGGAGAGGAACAUUUAUCUCUCUUUUAUUGCUUUUUUCAAAUUAUUCCUAUAUAUUUUGACUUCUGCAUUUAAAAUUUUUUACAUGUAAUGACAUCUGGUCUCAAAAGAGAGGGAUAUGUUGACAAAACAGGGUAUGUGAAGCAUCUCCGAGGGUGACAGCUUAAAUUCCAGAAUUGUUGUCUAAAUUUGCUUUCCUGUUCAGCAAGAAGAUCGAUACCAAAGAUAAAUAGUGCUGAUCUGAAGGUUUGUUAUCAGCUUCUUACUGGUGCUUAUGGUUGUCUGGAAACAAGUUCAACCCUAACUUUAUUUUUAGUGCUUAUGUAAUGAAGCAUGUUGUCAAUCAGAAGGAAGAAAUCAAUAAUUCUUGUUGCCAUAAACUUUCUUUUCAGUGUAUUAUUUUUUUCUAACUAUGAAGUACUUUAAUAUGUAGUGGAAUUUUAACAUUUUGAGCAUUAAGUUGGAACAAGUUGUCUCCCAUUGUUGAGAAAUGUAGGGGGCAGGCCUCCAUACUUGUGUUACAACUGUUUACAUAUUUUAUUAUCUUGCCUAAGUCUUUCCGAUUGUCCACAACCAUAGUGUAAUACCUCUGUAUGUGAAUCUGUAGUGUGUAGCUAGUACUGCAUCUGUUGUCUGUCCGGAUAAGGAUACUUAUACAUUCAGACAUGUAUAUUAUAAACCUGAUACAAGAUAAUAUCAUCUACUACAAUGACCAUAUUCUGCAAAGUCAAAUUAUUGCUGGAAUUUGCCAUCAAAUUUUGCCAAAAUUGAAAUUAUGAAUAAUUUACAACCCCUUUCUUCAGAAUAGUGAGUUUUAAACUUGUUUAUUAUUCGAAUCAUAAAGAUCUUCUUCAUUGACAAGCUUUCUAUUGGUUUUUCCUUUGAUUCCUGUAGAAUAUUUGGAGGAGGUCAACAGCAACAAAUGCAGUAUAUUUUUGUCUAUUUUUACAUUUUUAUAUGUAAUAAAUGUAAGUGUUUUUUUCUUGUUAUUUAUAACUCAUGUCUGCAGAUAAACUAGGAAAUUUUGGAUAAUGUUGAUAUAUUUUGUACAGUUUUUUGUAUCUUUUAUAUAUUUCUUGUUUAAUGACAUGCACCAGUUCCUGUUCCUAUGACAAGCAUAGAUCUUCCAUUUGUUUUUCUCUGUUCUUCCAUCAUCCAUUUCUAAAACCAAUUAUCUUUAUACAAAUCCAUCAUCCAUCUCUAAAACCAACUGUUAUCUUCACACAAAUCCAGCAUUGUAUAUCUGAGACUAUACAUGGCAAUAUUUCUGUUAAAGUCUCUGAUUGACUUUUUACGUCUUUGCUAGCCAAAUAAUGUUUCUGCUCCAAUCCUUUGGCCUUAUCUUACUAAUUUUGGAAUUUUUUUGAGAGAGAUUUAAUUGGUUUCGGUUGACUGUGCUCAACCAAUCAGCAAGUGUAUUGCAAAGCAGUGGUCAUUGACAAUAUCUCUGUAAGGAUGUUUGUUGGCUGUAUGUUUCAGGAAUAAAAAGCUCACAUAAACAACGAUCUGUAAAAUAACAGAACGAUGGCCGUUCUUUAAGUAGCAGUGGUGCCAGCUUACUGAAGUUGAGAGGGUGAGAGAAUGUGACCUGCUAUAUAGUUUGCCAAUUAUUUUGCUUUGACAUCUGUUAAUCUUUGCUUGAUCCUUGUUCGGUGAAUGUACUUCAUUAGAAGGUUCUUCUAUUUUUAUCUAUGAUGCAACCCAUGCGUUUGGAUCACAUUGUAUCAACAAUCCUACCUUUUAAUUGGUACGGUAGGAUGAGGGUUUGUUAGAAGAUAAUGGAAAACACUUGGCUGGCAAAGGUGAUUCAUUUCCAGAUGAAGUUUGUUUAACACUCUUUGAUAGGAGAUCUCCUUCAUCUCACAUUUAAUACAUAAUAGGAUUCAGAAUACAUAACCAAAGAAAACACCAUACAAUAACGGGACAAUACUGUGUAGCUUUAAAGAAAUUUCUUGCAACUUUCGUCUAAAAUUCCCAUUUGUACCUAUAGUACAUUAUACAAGAUAUACAUGUAUAACUGGUACAGAAUAGGAUUAGUAUCAUGCUUUAUUUUUUUUCUCUCAAACAAACAUUUAUGCAAAAACUUCUCUUGUGUGCAAAAUAUACAUGUAUGUACUAAAUAAGGUGCAUCCUAAAAGAUAAAAUUAAUAAAUAUUGCUAUUUUUUUUUUCUUUGACAGUAUUCAGAGGUACCACAUUAUUCUUCAUGAUAUUUAUAUCAAAAUCCUUGUCAGCUUCUCAGAAAUAUAUAGGACAUGUUAUUUACUUAUUAAUGAAAACGUAAUUGCCUAAAGUGUUGUAUAAUUUCAUUGCUUUUGACUUUUUAAUCAUUUUGAAAGUUGUGAUUUUGAAGUACAUGUAUCAUAAGUCUUUUACCUACUUUGAUAUUUAUACAUCUUGGAAAGGUUUAUAUUGUUUCAUACCUCUAUAGUAUACUUUUCAAGGAUUUAAUAUGUACCACCAUUUUUCUAUAUUAAAUACAUCCCUUUACUUAACUCCAUUUCAGAAUAUUAUACAGUUCUGGGCACUUACUGUGUUAAUAGAGUUGUAAUUCACUGACUAAAUGGCAAGUAUAUAUAUUACAAGCAUGGCAGGACAUCAGUAUUCAUACAUUAUUCUGUCCAAUUAUUGGACACCAGUACCUGUACAUUAAUUCAAUAUGUGGACACUAGUAUCCGUGCAUUAAUUCAAUUUUUGGACACCAGUAUCCCUGUAUUAUUUCAAUUUUUGGACACCAGUCCAUACAUUAUUUCCAAUGCUUGGACACUAGUUUUCAUUUUAUUUUUCAAUUCUUGGUCUUGUUAUUCUAUUUUUUGUUCGGACACAAGUCCAUACAUUAUUUCAAUACUUGGGCACUGGUAUCUACAGUACUCCAAUACUUGGACAGUAGUUUCUGUACAUUAUUUUAAUUCUUAUCAACAAUAAAAGCCUCUGUGGUAUUUACUGUGUAACAGUUAUUGUGUACAGUACUUUGUUAUCAACGAAAAGAAAAUCGUCCUUUUCUUACUUUGUGUUAUUUCAAGUAGAUUCUCCACAUUUUUUUUCAGUAAUGACAUGUAAGACACACACAAUACUUGUACAGUGACAAAUUGGAUGAUAAGAUUGCAGUGCGUAAUUGUAUGGUUGAAGAUUUGAUGAAUUUAAUUACGUUUUUUUGUCUCUUCACUUUCAAAAGGGGAAAAAAAAAAUUUUUUUAAAUUGUGGCCAAGCUACAACUUCUCAACCAGUUAUUGGACUGAAUUCUAAGUUUAGUGUGUUGUUGCCCAGGAAGUAUAUUUGUUUCUCGGUUGUGUUUCAAAGUCCAGGACACGGUGCAGUUAAACAUGUAAAUUGUGUCAUUAUUGACAUGUCUGGACAAUAACUAACCAUUGUUUAGAAUUAGCUCUGUCACUUGCAUAUUGUUGACCGUGACAUUAGAUGUGUACUGAUCUUGAUUCAAGGUCAUCUUGUCAAGGUAACAGGGCAAGGGGGCUGAGGGAAGGGGUCCAAAGAUGAGUGAAGUCUUUUUUUUCCUCAAAAAAAGAGAAACUAUUCAGAUUACACUGUAAAACUGUAUUUUUUCUUUUCAGAAUUGUUUAAAAUUUGUGUAUGAAAUUUUUUCUGAUUCCAUUACAGUUCUAUAUUUAAUAACAGAAAUUAUUUCCAAUAGAAAACAGUUUUUGUUCGAAAAAAAAAAGUUUCAUAUUAUUUCUAAGUUUUUUGAUAAACCUGGUCUUUUGUUAUAUUGAAGAGGCUUUUUUUUCAUAAUGUAAGAUUCAUGAACCGUAAUUAACCCUAAUUCUUAAGUUGAGCCUCAGCAAGAUGUCUUUUACGGAUCUAAUUUAUGUUUACUUGUUGAUUUAUGAGAAGUUGGCAUUUGUUAGUAUCUCAUUUUGACUUGUUAAAAAUGAUUUGCGAGAAGUUGACCUUUAUUAGUUUCCUUUCCAUAACUCUAUGCUAAAUGAAGACUAGUUCACAUUGAGAUCCUGAACCACAUGUUGACAAUCUAUUAAUUUUCUGUUAGGAAGUAUGCUUCUAAAGUCAUUUUGUUUGCUAAUCUUUUAAAUGUUAUAAUGUCAAUUUAAAAACCAUUCCUGUUUUUUAUAAAGCCAUACCUCUUUCAUAUUUGUUGUUUGGAUGAUCUAAAGAUUGACCAAUCAAAUAUUUUUAUUUAUUUCAGAAUUCAAUGUCAUAUUGUCAUGUUUCAUUUGUUGUGAACUUGAAUAAAUUUGUACACAAGAA